Molecule: messenger RNA, 1538 nt
Organism: Eublepharis macularius
Lineage: Eukaryota; Metazoa; Chordata; Lepidosauria; Squamata; Eublepharidae
Gene: QTRT1
Product: queuine tRNA-ribosyltransferase catalytic subunit 1
Exons: 10
Coding region: 16-1191 (391 amino acids)
Cellular component (GO): cytosol
Molecular function (GO): tRNA-guanosine(34) queuine transglycosylase activity
Source: RefSeq, a predicted model, not a curated record
CCCACCGGGGUUGCCAUGGCGGCGCUGGCGCUGCGCGUGGUGGCCGAGUGCGGGCAGAGCCGGGCCCGGGCCUGCGAGCUGCGGCUGCCGCACGGCCGCGUGGAGUGCCCGGUCUUCAUGCCGGUGGGCACGCAGGGCGCCCUGAAGGGCCUCACCGCCGCCCAGCUGGACGCCCUGGGGUGCCGCCUCUGCCUGGGCAACACCUACCACCUGGGCAUGCGCCCCGGCCCGGAGCUCGUUCGGGCGGCCGGGGGGCUGCACGGCUUCAUGAGGUGGCCGCGCAAUCUGCUGACGGACAGUGGAGGAUUCCAGAUGGUAUCAUUGGUGGAACUCUCUGAGGUGAGAGAGGAGGGCGUGCUCUUCCGUUCUCCCUACGAUGGCAAGGAGAUCCUGCUGACUCCGGAGAAAUCCAUUGAAAUACAGAAUGCUCUUGGCUCUGACAUCAUGAUGCAGUUGGAUGACGUGGUCAGCAGCACAGUUAGUGGCCCCCGUGUUGAGGAUGCCAUGUUCAGAUCCAUUCGCUGGCUAGACAGAUGUAUCGCAGCUCAUAGUACGCCUGGCCAGCAGAAUCUGUUUGCCAUUAUUCAAGGUGGGCUGGAUCCCGCCCUCCGAACCAAGUGUCUAGAAGAAAUGACCAAACGGGAGGUGCCCGGCUUUGCCAUUGGAGGCUUGAGUGGUGGUGAAGCCAAGGAUCACUUCUGGAGGAUGGUGGCCCUCAGCACGAGUCGUCUUCCCAAGGACAAGCCUCGCUAUCUUAUGGGCGUUGGCUAUGCUACGGACCUGGUGGUGUGCGUGGCCUUGGGCUGUGACAUGUUUGACUGUGUCUUCCCAACAAGGACUGCACGCUUCGGUUCAGCCCUGGUCUCCUCAGGCUCCCUACAGCUGAAGCACAAAAAGUAUGCCAAGGACUUCAAGCCUAUCGAUGAAACCUGUGGCUGCCCCACUUGCCGGAGAUACAGCCGAGCUUUUUUGCACGCCCUUUUCCACAAUGACACAGCUGCCAUGCACCAUGUUACUGUUCAUAAUAUUGCCUACCAGUUGAACCUGAUGCGUUUGAUGCGGGAGAGCAUUAUGGAGCAGAGGUUUCCAGAGUUUGUCCAGGAUUUCAUGAAGACCAUGUAUGGCAACAAAGGCAGCUACCCACUGUGGGCCAAGGAAGCCCUGGCUUCAGUUGGCAUUACUCUGGAGUAAGAGGUACCCUUGCCAGCAAGCAACCCCCAUACUUGCGAGCCAGCAGAAGGCGCUCCACUCCCUGAGGACUCUGAGGUCUUUUCUCCUGUGACUGCUGGUUUUCUGGGGUGCCUCUCCUGACCAGCAUUUCUUCCCACAAAAAGAGUUUGGACCAGCAUCUUACUGAAGACCUCAUUCUUUCCAAGGAUUUCUGGAGAGUGAGGAGAUGCUCCCUCUGGCUGUUGAUCUGCAGUGGUUACACAUCUUGUUGGAGAUUCUCAGUGCUUAAAUUGAGCUGUCUGGGAAAUUCUUGUUUUACAUUUUAUUUUUUAUACUUUUUAUAUAAAAUGUAAUCCAGUUUCUAACCA